Plasmodium gonderi is the source of this 12348-nucleotide messenger RNA. Its product is annotated as protein kinase domain containing protein. Gene Ontology annotation, biological process: protein phosphorylation; mitotic spindle organization; regulation of cytokinesis. Bases 1 to 12348 code for a protein of 4115 amino acids. The record is from RefSeq and is a predicted model, not a curated record. Lineage: Eukaryota; Apicomplexa; Aconoidasida; Haemosporida; Plasmodiidae. Gene Ontology annotation, cellular component: spindle pole centrosome; spindle midzone; chromosome passenger complex. Gene Ontology annotation, molecular function: ATP binding; protein kinase activity. The transcript has a single exon.
AUGGAUGAAGAGCGCAUGCAACAGUACUACUUGGAUAAAAUUAAACAAAAUAUAAAUCAAAUUAAGAAAUCGAAGAAUAUAAAAUUGGCACCAAUUGCCAAUGAAAGCAAUAUCAGCACAAAUAAGAAAUACAUUACAAAUAAUAUAGAUGGGCAUGAAUAUAAGUCUAAUGAUACCAAUGAAUCAUUUUUGAAAAAUAAGAUUAACAAUGUCAGGAUUGGUUUUGCUGACGAUAUAAGAAGGGAAAAAAAAUUACCACGGAAACAAAAUAUAAUUUACAAUAACCAUGAUAUUAUAAAAGACAAUUAUUACGAAAAUUAUGUCAAUAUAUAUAAGAGUGAACUUCCAAAAAAUGAAAAUGUUUAUCAUUCAUAUGCAUCAAAUAGUGAUAGACAAAAUGAUGCUAUUAAUGAAAACAAUUUAAAGAGAGAAAAUUUAAAAUAUUGUAAGGGAAAAGCUAUUUUGCUUAAUAAUAUAAAUGCUUCAAAUAAAGUUUUCAUAGAAAAAAAUGUUGACAUCCAAGGUGGGGAAAACAAUACACACUUUUCCUAUAACUCCAGCCUUAAUAACGCGAAACUGAUAAAUUAUAUAGAAAAAAACAAAAUGGAAAAUAUUGUACAUCCUGGAGAAUCAAAAGACAUGAACAAACUAAAUAUGCACGUAAUUAAUAACCAACAUGGUGGAAACAAAAAUAAUUUUAUUGGUUUUUCCAAUGAAAGGAUAAAUAGGACUAAUGGAAUUUCUUUUUCAAACUGUAUAAGUAGUAUUAAUAGUAAAUCCUUGUGUGAUAAAAAUGAAAGUUCAAAUUUUGUGAAUCCACAAAUGGUUUAUGAUUUGUGGGGGAUGAACGAAUCAUGUGGACAGCGCCAUCCCAGUGAACACGUUAUUCGUACAAAUUGUAUUAAAAAUAAUUUAGUUCAAAAAAUCAGAAAUUACACAGGAAAUAUAACCAAAUAUGUUGUUAUGAAUGUAAAUAAUUCUUGGGACAGUUCCACCUGUAAAGGUAUAUUCCGCAAAAUAUCCCCAAAGAAUAAUAUACAAAAGGAAGGAAUUAACAGAUAUAAUUCAAAAAAUAAAGAAUUUAAGAACACUAUAUGUUGUUUAGCUGGAAUUAACAGUACGAAUAACAGGAAUAUAACUGUAUCAAAUACUGGAGAAGCAUUAAAAGGUGUUAUGAACAUUCAUAAAAAUAAAAUAGAUUUCAAUUUACAAAAAAAUGGUGUUAUAGAAAAAAAAGAAAGAUCAAAAAAUUUCAUGCAAGUCGUGUAUAAGGAACCGAUGGGAAGUUCACAAAGAAGAUAUUGUCACGAACAUAGUAAAGCAAAAUAUGCGAUACCUUCACAUGACAGAGCCAUUGCAUUAAAGCAACAAAUUUCAAAUAAUUAUGGCAAUAUUAAUGAUACGAUUCUUCAUGAGACUGAACCCUUUCGAUGUGCAGAUAGAUGCCUACCAAAGAAUGGACAUCGUUCCAUCUCAAGCAAAACAAGCAGCUUCGCCACAGCACUUCAAGAUCCACACUUAUUUAAUUCUAAAAAAGUUAAAUCUCUUAGCGCAAAUACAGUUUUUAAAAAUAAUUCAUGCAGGGUUUAUGAAAAAGAAAAGGUUGUAACAUCAAAUAGUUUGUUCGAAAAGAAGGACAGUUAUAGUGCGAAUAUGUUUGUAUCAGGAGGUAAGGUGGAAAAAAAAAACACAUUAGAAAAUAAUAAAUGUUUUUUAAAUUCUUUUCAAGAAGUGAAGAAGAAUAAAAACGAUUUUAUGACUCAAAAAUGUAAUGACGGAAGGACCAACCAUGAAAUGUACAAUAAUAUAGGUCCAACAGAAUGUGUUAAUUUUCCACUUCAAGGAUUAAGCAUAUAUAAGAAAAAAAAUGAUGAUAGUCAAAAUGAACAUUACGAAAGUGAUAAAACAAGGAUAAAUAACUUAAACAUAACCAAGAAACUGCAUAAUGAAAAUGAAAUUUCGAAUGAAGAAUUAGGAAGAUAUGGUAUAAAAGAUGAAAAUCUGAACUUGGUACAAAUUGAUCGAAAAAUUCACAAAAUAAAAGAUGACAAUUGUGUAGAAAAAAUAAAUGUUAGAAAAGAUUUUUCUUUUAACGAUUUAGAAGAAAAUUGGGGCUAUAAGAAAAAGUUAAAACUGAAUGAAAUAGAUAUAUUUCCCACACAUGCUAAUAUUGUUAAUGAGAACAAAACAAAAUAUGAAAAGGGUGAAAGACAGGACAAGCAGACAAUUAAAAGUGGUGAAUAUGGAAAUGUAACAAAUCAAAGUACGUGUCUUUAUAAUGAAUCGAACGAGAAAUCCUCAGAAAAUAUGUGCAAUCAUUUGAUUAAUAAAAGAAAGAUAGGUUGUGUAGUGAAGGGGGGGAAUAAUGUUACUAUGGUAGAAGAUACAAGGAUGAAUAAGAAGGAUAUAAAGGAGGAUUCAGAAAAUGUAAUUACUGAAACUAUGAAAAACCAAGGAUUAUAUACAGACUAUGAAGAAGAAUUUUGUAGAAACAAGAGUAAAACCAUGUCUGAUGAAAAAGUGACAAGUGAGCCGGAUUCUACCUUGUUAGAAAAUUCUAAACAUGAAGAAGUGUAUGUUAAAGAAUGCCAUGAGGAAUAUAAUUCAGAGGGUAAAUUUAAGUACAUUAAAGAUGAUAACAUAAGUAUGGAAGAAAAAAAAAAAUUAGAAAAGGAAUUAGAUUUGUAUUUUAAAAAAGAGGGAUUGUUAAGAACAUUGUCUAAUUCGUUGAGUCGAGAUUCUGAAAGUAACGAAAAAGAUAUUCUUUAUUUUAGUAAAGGAAUGAAAAACAAUUUGGAUACAUAUCCUAAUAACAGAAAAUCAUCUAAUACAGAAUAUUCCCAAUUGGAGAAUUAUGAAAUGUCUUCCAGUAGUGUAGACAUAUUUGACGAUAAGAAGAUAAAAGAAGUUUUUGAUGAGGUGUCUAUAAAUAGAAGCAGAAAAAGUAGUUUUUGCAUAGGUAGGGAUCAAUAUGAUGGUAUAAAAAAUGAAAAUAUGGAUCUAAGAAGAGCCUUCCUGGAAGGAUACGUAAAUGAUUUUGCUAGUGCACACAGUGGAAGCGACUCAAACAUUAUUUGUGCAAGUGGUACAGAUGGAUUUAGUAUGAACAACAAUGAUAUUCCUAUUGAAAAAAGGAAAAAAAGAGGGGAAAAGAACCCCAGUAGUUUAGAGAACCUUUUAUGUAAAAAUAAAAAUUUAUUAUUUAUGGAUAUGUUAAAAAUCAUGAAGGAGAAAGGAAUGAAAAGAAGAGAGAAUGAUUUGAAGGAUAAUUUAGAAAACAAAUUAAAUUUUAUAAUGCUUCCUAGUUCGGAAAAGGAGAGAAAUUUAAUAGAUAAAAUUAUUUAUUGUUUAGAUCCAUCUUAUGUGAACAAUACGAUUGAUGAAAAUGAUAAAUGGAGACAAAAGCUGAAAUAUAUGCAAGAGAAAUUUUUUGAAUGUAUAUUAUGCGUAUCUUACCCCACACACUUAUGGAAUGAUCAAAUAUUUGAUAUUUAUUUGAAAUCUUUAAAUUUAAAUUCCUUGUUUGAUGAUACUUUUAUAAAAUAUGAAAAUGAUCUACAUAUAAAUUUAUUUCAUCCUGAAGAGAAAAUUUUUUCAGAUGGAGGAAACAUUGGAGAGGGAGGAUUUGGAGUUGUUACAAAAAUGAGAUUUUUAAACUAUCCUCAAUAUUAUGCUAUAAAAAAAAUAUCAAAAGAUCAUAUAUUAAAAUCGCAAGCAUCUGGGCAAGCUUAUUUAGAAGCAAAAUAUCAUUCUGUUUUAAGUCAUGUAAAUAUAAUUAAAAUGUAUGGAUGUAUGCAAGAUGAUGAUUUUAUUUAUCAUGUAUUGGAAUUUUGUUCUAAAGGGAGUAUUUAUUCUAUAUCAAAAAAUUAUAGAAAAAGAAUAAUUCCUGAUGAAUUAGCAUAUAAAUAUUUCUGUCAUGUAGUUAAUGGAUUAUAUUAUUUAAAUCAAAUGGGGAUAUUUCAUCGGGACAUCAAAAUGGAAAAUGUUUUGGUAGAUCACAAAGACAAUGCAAAAUUAUCAGACUUUGGUUUAUCUGCAAUGAUUUUAGGAACGAAAAGUCAUUCAUCCUUAUGUGGAACUCUGGUAUAUUUCUCUCCAGAAAUAGCUAGUGGAUCUGGAUAUGACUGGAGAUCAGACAUUUGGUCUUUAGGCGUUUUAUUAUAUGAAAUGUUAGUUGGAGAUGUUCCUUUUGAUGGUACAAAAACACAAAUUAUGGAAUCUAUAUUUUCAUGUAAUUUGAAAUUUCCGGAUUUUGUGAAUCCAUUAGCAAUAAAUUUGAUAAAGAAAGCAUUAGUGGUAGAUGUAAAUAAGCGGAUAAAAUUAUGUGAUAUAUCAUCGGAUCCAUGGAUGCAAGAAAUGUGGAAAUUGAUGUUUCAAAAAGGGUUAGAUAGAAAUGUAGAUUCCUGUUACAGUAAGGACCAAAGCAAGGAUUUUAAUUUUAUAGAUUCUAUGAUAAAGACUCAGUGUUUUUUAAAAAGUAGCCUAAAUGCGUCAAUGAAUUAUAAUAUGAGAGGGGAGGGAAAUAAAUUGGAUAAACAAGACAAAAGAAAAGAAACGGAAAAAGACGAUGCAUUGGUUUUAGAAACGCAGAAAAAAUUAGCAGAAUAUUUAAAUGUUGAGAAUUUUUAUUUGAACGAAGAAAAUAUGUCAAGUUAUGAUGAUCUCAGUUGUCCACAAUCUGAGGAUUCAUUUUCCGAAUUAAGUGUUUCCGCCUCUGCUACAAAGAAUGAACCAUUUGACAAGAUUGACAUUAAGGAUGAUAUGUCUUCUAUGAAUGAACAAAAGUUUGAAAUUGAUCUUGUAGAAGGAUCUUACCAAAGUGAACCAUCACCCUUGCGUGAAGAAGAAGAGGUGGGAGUAAAUUCACCAAAAUUUUAUAAAGAGGAUGACCAUGUAAGAAAUCAUCAAAUGGGAUAUGAAUCCGGCAUCUUAACAGGAAAGUGUGGUCAGAAUCGAUUAGAAUACUCUGAUAGUUCUAUAAGCAAUGAGACAUCAAGUGCCUAUUUUGAUGCUGAAAAUGUGUUAGAGAAUACGAACGAUACUGUUGCGGAAAUUAAUUCAGAAAAGACAUAUUUUAAAACAAACAUCAGUUCUUACGGUUCCAUCAUGGGCAAUAACAAAAGUAAUAAGAAUGAAGAAAAUUUGGAGACAUACAAAUGGAAGAUAAGAGGUGAUGAGCCAAUCGAUUCAGAAGUUGAUAAAAUAGUUUUCUCAAAAGAAAAACUGUGUGAAGCAAUUAAUCAGAAUGAUGACAUCUGUGUUGUACCGCAGGAUGAUGAAGAAAACGGAGAAAUGGAAUCAGAAAGAGACUGUUCCAAAGAAGAAACUUAUAUUGAAAAAAAUUUAAAUGAAGGAAAUAACUCUGAAUCAAAGCAUAAACAGACAUUUAAAGAAAAAUAUGCAGUAAAAUCUGAAGCAAAAUCUGAAGCGAAAUAUGAAGCGAAAUAUGAAGCAAAAUAUGCGGCAAAAUCUGAAGCAAAAUAUGCAGCAAAAUCUGAAGCAAAAUCUGAAGCAAAAACACAGAGGGGGGAAGGCAAAAUCGAGGAGAAAGUAACAAAAAGGUUGUGCGACAUGGAAUCGGAAAAUAUGACCUCAAAAGGUUCUUACAAUAACGGGAAUUUGUAUAGAAGCAAUUCGACAAUACAAAUGCAAUCGUUUUCUGACAAUUUGAUAAAUGAUAAUGAAAUAUCAUCAGAAUUGGAAAACAUAAGAAGUAGCAAGGAAUAUUUUGAAAGGCUUGAGACGGCAGCAGAUAGAAAGGAAGAAAAAGGGGAGAUAUGUCAUAGAAGUGUAGAGAAAAUUUCUAAGAAACUGAAUUGUAAAGAGGAAAAUAAUCCAAUAAUGAACGAUUGCUUGAGCAUGAAAAAUAGCCAAGUUAGAAAGGUUCCUUUUAUUAAUGAGAAAAAGAAGAAAAGCGAAGUAGAAGAUAUUAACGCACCCACAUAUAGAAAUGUUAGGUCGAGUUAUAAAUCCGAGAAAACUAGCAAACUAGACCAAAUGUAUAUACCAAUUUGUGUAGUUAAAAAAAACAUAAAUGAAUCAGCAAAUGAAGAUAAGUGUACGAAAAUAAAUCUGCAAGUGAAGGAUAUCUGCGUGGCGAAUAAUAACAAGGAAUAUGUAAACGUAAAAGAAUCAAAUGCUGAUAUGGAAGAAAUUGAUGUCGAGAAGAAACAGAACACAGAUUUGUCCACAAAAACAGUGGAAUAUGAAAAGAGAUGGAAAAGUGAAAAUAUGGAGAGGAAUAACAGUGAUGAUGUUCUACAUAUUAGUGAUACUAAAGCUAAAUCUAAAAUAAGCAGCAAUAAGAAAGAAGAUGAAAAGAAGUUUCAAAUAAAAAAUAAUCCAUGUGAAGAAGUACCCAUGGGAGAGCCAGGAAAGAAAAAUUUAGUAAAACCUAAGAAUAGUUUAGAAAAGACGUUACAAAAUGUUAAGGAAAAAAGGAAGAUUUAUGAAAAGAAAAAAGAGGAAUCAUUUAUUGGAAAGAGAGUAGAAAAACUUUUAGAAAAAACAUCUAUAGGAAAAUUAUGUAAAAAAGAGCCUUUGAUUAAAGGAAGUGCUUCAUUAAAUGGAAAGAAAUACCCAACCCGUAGUAUAGAAAGAAUGAAUAAUAAAAAGCGAUGCUCUAAGGAUAACAGACAUAAUAACAUUAUCGAUUUAGAAGGUGGUAGCUUGUACGAUAAGUAUAUAGAAAAAAUAAACAAAUUGUAUCUCAGUAUAAAAAAUAAAAAAUAUAUAUAUAAUUCUGAAUAUAUGAAAAAUGUAACAAAUGAUGAAGAUACUGUGUUGAGUACAAAAGAUAAGGAAGAAGAAAAAGAACAAAAAGAUAACGAGGAUGAUAAAAUGUUAGGAAGAGGUUCUAAAAUUGACAAUGAUAAUUUUAUUGAUAUUGAGCACAAAUUUAAUCGAAUGAAUGAAAUGAAAAAAAAUACGACUUUUCAUCUGAAUGAGUACGCGGGGACAAAAAUGGAUGAUAGAAUGGUUAUGACAAAGUCUUCUCAUUUAAGCAGUUCUUCUAACGAAUCUUGGAAUAACAAAUUGACAACAAACAAGAAAACAUUGAACAGCAGAAAUAUAUUCAAUGUAGGAAAAACUGAUUAUGCAAAUUUGUAUGAUGAAAAUAUGCUAGAUGAAAAAUCGUUGGAUGAUAAAUUGGCUAACAUAGAAAAGGAUGUGUUAAGUGAAGAGAAAAUUUCCCUUUCUUCACAUAAGGAAAAGGAGGGGAAAUCAUUUGUGGAAUUGAAGAAAGAAAUCAUAAAGGACAAUGUAUCGAAUGUCAAAACGAGGUUUACACCUGAUUUUGUAACGCCUGAUAAGAAAAUAUUUAAUUCCAGUGAUACAGAGUGUGAAAGUAACGAAAGUAGUGACAGCAAUAAGGAAAUUAUCCAUGAUAGUGAUAAUAGUGGUAUUGAAAGUAAUAAUGGACAUCGCAGUUUUGAUAAUCAAGGGAACGCUUUCAUGAAUAAAAAUAAGAAAUGUAUUUGGAAUUGCAACAGACAAGAUGCAUUUAGUUCGUCUAACUCAGAUUGUGAACGUGAUAGUGGCUUUUACAGGAGGUACAAAAAAAUCAGGACGAUUAAUUUGGACAACUCCAACUUGUUAAAACGAACAGGAGAAAUUUUUAAGGAUAUACAGGAUAGACAAGAUAGUUUGAUUAGUAGAUAUACAGAUGAUGAUUACUCUGAGGACAAGGAACAAGAUAAGGAAUAUACAGCUAUCACUCAAGAUGCUGAUGAGGGAAGAAGGUAUGUGUAUGAUAAUAAUAGGAAAAACCUAGGAAUGAUACAGAAAAAUAGAAAAAAUGAAGAAGUUGUUGGUAAAUCAAUUUCUUUUAAUAAUAAAGUAACCUUCAUGGCUUUGCAAAAUUAUAACGAUAAUGAAAACACUCCCAUAGUAAAUUUAUCUAGUGAGGAGUGGAAAGAAAAUCGAGAAGAUACCAAUUUUGUUGAAUCGCAAAGAAGAAGAGUACCAGAUGAAAUACCUGAUUUAGAGUUAAUAUCAAAGAUUCGAAAUAAAAAAAAUAAUAUAAACAUUUUAAGGCAAGAGAAAAAAGAAAAAUAUGCAUCUAAUUUAUGCAACAAAAGGGUUGAUAAAAUAUCCAACGAGGGAAAUUUGAGCAAAAGGUGUAUGAACAGAAGUUUAUCAGAAAUUGGUUUUGUCUCAAAAUCAAGUGGAAAAGGACAUAUUGUGGAACAAAAUGAUUUUUUAAAAAAAAACACAUUCAAAGUGGAUAAUAUGAGAGAAGUAUCACAUAACAGUAAAAGUACCAUAAGAAGGGUUAGUAGUAACCAGUUUAAAUGCAAGAGUGGAUCGACUUUUAUAAGCAAGAGAAGUAACUCCUUAAAAAAUAACUCCGCUAUAAAGCGAUAUUCACUUGAAAAGGAAAUUAUUCAUCAUGCGAGCAGGAGUAAUGUCCAUACGGAAAUAUCUAAAAGGUGCUUAGAAAGGAGUAGCAGUAGUAAGGAACGUAUGCUGCAUAAAUUAGACACUUCCAAUAGGGUUUCUUCAAAUAGUGCUGCUUCAAAUAGGGGUACUCCAAGCAGGGCUGCUUCAAAUAGUGCUGCUUCAAAUAAUGGGAAAGAUAAGGAAACGAAAAAAUUGAUCUCAGUUGAUGGUCAAGAGGGAAUAAUACAUCACAUGGAAAAAAUGAAGAAACAAAAAUUGCUUAAUUUGCAAAAAGAUAGAAAUAAAAAAGAACUAAAUGUAAUUUCAAAUAAGAGGAUGAUGAAUACUAGUCGUUUUUUAUUAAAUAAUCUCAAGGAAGGAGAAGAAUCUUCUGUAGAAAAGAGGGGAAAAGCAUAUAAUGGCGUGAAAACUGAAAAAAAAAAAAACGGAAUUGAUCGAUUGAGAAAUAUGAACAAAUCCUGUGUGAAUGAAAGAGUUAAUAGGAGCGUUGAAAGAUUAUGUAGCUCAUAUUUAAGCAAAAAAGGGAAGUGUGACAAGAGAAAUGGUUUAGAAAGUUGUAUUACUGAAAAGAAGUUUAAAGAGAAGGUGGGAAUGACAAAUGUAUUUGAUGCGACGAAUAAAAAUGGUAGAGUCAAAGAGGACAUUAAUUCAACAAAUAAAGAUUUAUUAAAUACAUUAACCAUCUCAAUGGAAACGAUAGAUGAUCAAACAAAUCUCCCCUUGCAAGAUAAGACGAGAAACAAUGCUUACUCUUUGCAAAGUAAUAAAAAAAUGAUAAUCGGAACUAAUUUAAAAAACUCAAAGGUAAAACUAUACCUUAAAAAUAAAAUAGAAAAGGUAAAAAAAGAAAAUGAAUACACAUCAUUAAUUGCAGCAUAUAAUGAUGAGAACCAUGAACAACUGGCUAUAUCUAAUUCUACUAGAAAGGAGCAUGAUUCCAUCGUGGGGACUAAAAAUGAGCAAAUUAAUGAAAGAAAAAAAAAAAAAAUUUCAGGAAUUAGAAAUGAAGCAAGAAGAUCAAUAAGUGAAAUCCCAUUCAGCUCUUUUGUUAAUCAUUCUUUCGAGCAUGAUCAAGGUAAGGAAUUAAUACUGCAUAAAAGUGCCCUUAAGGAUUGUCAUAUAACAAAUGGUGAAAAGGACAAAAGUUAUAGACUUAGUAAAAAUUGUCAAAAUAACCAAUCAAGUGGUUUAUUUAGAUGUAGAAGCGAAACUUUACGAAAUUACAACUCCAGGAACAUUGCUGAUAGUCAUUUAUUGCACUCUGAUAGGAUAAUUAAAAAAUCAUUCGAUGAUAAAGCGAAAACGGAGUCGCAAACAGAGGAAAAUGCAAAGGAAAGAACAUCGAAAAGUGGUAUCAUGAAAUGCAACACACAUGUGAGAAAAAGUAGCAACAUUGACAAAACUAAUGAUGGUAGCAAGAAAAAUAAAAUUAACAAAAAUAUUUAUUCACACAGAAAUAUGAACUUCUCGAAUGUUAAGAGCAAGAUAAACACAAAUAUUUGUAAGAAACCCUCAAAUGGUACAGAAUAUGUUUCAAGUUAUGAGAAAACAUGUGGAAAUGUGGAGUCUACUAAAAAUGACAAAAGAGUAAAAAAUGAAAAGUGGUGUAAAAAAUCAAACCCUACUUUAGAAAAAGAGAGAAAAAACAAGUAUAUUAGCUCUUCUCCACUAGCAUGUGAGAGAAUAAAGAAGAAGAGUAGUUUGACUAGCUCUUUCGAUUUGGACCAAAAAUAUAUGCGUACAAGCAAGAGACACAAUUCUGUGCAGGUAGAUGUAAGUUGUUCUAACUCUAGACACAUUAGUAAUAUGAAAGAAAACAACAUCCUUCAGAAAGACCAAUGUAAACCUAUUAAAAGAUCAGAAAGUACAUUAUUUAACACAAAUUAUGAAGAAGAAUUACAAAAUAAGUUGAUAAUUUUAAAUAAGAAAAGUCUUUAUGUAGAUGAUAUUCAUCAAACGAAGGAUUAUGAGAAGGAUACAGUAAGGAAAUGUAUCAGGAAGUGUUCUAACAACCUCUCUAACAUGUCUUGUAGGAAUAGUAAAAAACAUGACAAAGGAGGAUCCGGAUUCAAUGAAGAAUACACGAACUAUGUGGAUAUCACGAACAGGAUUGUCCCUUUCAAUAAUACAAGAAAUAACAAAGGAAAAAAGUGCAAUAUAGGUGCUUUUAUGAACAUAUGUAAGAAUGAUUCAAAUUAUGUUAAUGAAAAAGAUACCAUAGAAGAGGAGCGUAAGAAGCGGGGUGGUUUACUACAACACUUUGAAUUAGCCAAAAAUGGUGAGAAAAUUGUAAAAGAACCCAUGAACAAGUAUUGUAUGAUGAUGGAGAAAAAAGUGAAAAGAAUGAAUGGCAAAUGUUCAGAAUCAUUUGAUGAUGAUAUUGAUGUUAUUGAGGAUCACAUUAUGAAUAACACCUCUUUCAAUAAAUUAGGUUCUGCUAUCUUUAGUUCAGACAAGGAAGAAACGAUGUAUAACAAAACUGAUAUUCCAAAUAUGAUGCAUAUGACAAGGGGUGAUGAUAAGAUUAACUUAAAGGAUAGAUACCUUCCAAUAGGAUGUGUACCCCAAGUCAGAAAUAUAUCAAGAUUUGGAAGAAUAGCAAAAACAUGCGGUUUAAACUCAAAUAGUAGCGUAAACCAAGCAAAGGAUUCUUUUAAACGAAAUAUUACAUGUGGAAAUUGGGCAGUUAUGCAAUGUAUAAAAUCAGGAGUAACAAAUGCAAAAUUUAUAAAUACAACAAAAGCUAAUGGAUCUAUGACUUAUGAGAAAAACAGAAACGAGAUGCCUAAUGUGACCAAAGGUAAAGCACAUAUAAAUGUUUAUGUAUGUGGCCAGAAAAGCAGCAAUAGUAAGAACCUUGAGAAGAAGAGCCAGAGUAUGUGCCUACAGGGAAUUCAGAAAAGUGCACAAGUGAGUUCCAGUUGUAGUGUCAGCCCCAGUAGUGGAGUAAAUUCAACAAACUUUGCUCUAUGCCUCCCACGUACUCUUAGUUCUGGACUAAAAAAAGAAAUACAAAAGAAGAACAAAUGGAAUUAUACUUCUGCAUGCACCAUCUCGAAUCGAAAUGAAAGUAAUCUGCAAGGAGCAAAUUGUACACAAGAGGGAAAAGUAGGAAAAAAUAAUAAUAAGGAAGGUGAAGAGGAGAGGGGAAAGAAGGCUAAAAAACUCAUAAUCAUGAAUAAGAACAUGUUAUUAAGAGAUAAUAAUAUAAAGAAGAGAAGUACAUCUAACUGUAAUUCUCCAGAAUUGAGAACAAACACGUAUAAUACAAAUGAUGAAAAAAAAUUAAUUUCAAAAAUAAGUCCUAGUAGUAUAGAAAAAAAUUAUAACUAUUUCAAUGAAACAAUAGUAGAUGAUGACAAGUUAAGAAUACCACAUAAUGAAUACUAUGAGAAAAGUAUGCUUUUUAGUAAAUCCAAUGUGGACAUAUCAGAUAAUGAACGGAUGUUUGUCAAAGGUGCAUCUAAUUGUGUUCAUAUGGAUGCAAUAAAAAGAAAGAAUAAUAUAUACUUAUUACCUAACACAGAAAAUUUUUGUGAUAAUCAUCAGACCGGUUGCUUCUUAUACAACAAUUUUUUGGAAAAAAAGGAAUUAAAAAGUGGAAAUAAUGGUAGUCCUUCUAAUUAUAGAAAUGUUAAUUCAAGUAGUGAAAUUAAAAAUAAGCCAUUGCAUAUACAUCAACAAAGAAAAGGAAAAAGUAAGUCCACGAAAAUGAUGCUACGUAAAAAUAGUCCUGACAAGACAUUGUUCCAAUGUAAUAAUAAUGGAAUAAAUGUAGUUAUUAAAAAAGCUAAAAAGGUAGAUGCCAUGGAUUAUAGUAAUAUGGAUCUCAAUGAAAUACAGAUGACUGUUAAUGAACAUAGGAGGAACUUGCUGCAGUCUGCUUCUGCUCCGGUCAAACGGAACAGUACCGUGAAAAUGCACUUAGACGUGAAGACAAAUUAA